This is a messenger RNA of Mesorhabditis belari, 1425 nucleotides long. NCBI's taxonomy places the organism in Eukaryota, Metazoa, Nematoda, Chromadorea, Rhabditida, Rhabditidae. The record is from the annotation of a GenBank genome assembly.
AUGUCGUCCCUUUCGAUCGAUGAUGAGGCUCUCCUUGCUGGCAUCAACUGUCACAUGCGUCAUCUCAACAAUGGGACUUUUACAAUGGGAGAUCUCGCCCGUUCAGAUCCGGAUUUGUAUUCGUGUUCGGGUUCUGAUUCUGAUUCUGAUUCUGAUUCUGAAAGGAUUGUCGAACCACGCGAUCUCGUUUUCAAUGUGAAUACGAUCCAGAAAACUGUUGAAAAGGGUACGAAAGCUCGCUUUCGUGGUGCUGCUCGUCGUAUGAUGCCGGGACGUCGGCAAGGAAGAUGCAGCGCUUACAAAAUGCACCCGGGAUUCUUUGCCGAAAAGUUUAAUCGCGAUUUCACGAACAUUUUGGUCGAUCAGCAACCAUUCUCUCGUGGUGGAUCUCAUUACAUUCGCCCACUUGGGUCAAUGCGUUAUGCUCUCGAUGUUCUUAACAAAUAUGGGGACAAUGCCUGGCUCGGAGACCUCGGAGGAGAGCGCCCAAUUGAGAAUGGCUCUAUUCAUGGCGAAUGGCCAGUUGCUUACCAUGGAACGACGGAUCCACGUGCUGCAUCAAUUGUUACUAGUGGUGGACUUGAUUUGAAAAAAGGCCAUCGUUUCUUGUAUGGACACGGUAUCUACUGCACUCCUGAUCCAAAGACUGCACUUGCUUAUGCAUCUCCCUACAAACACAAUGGAAAAUGGUACAAGUUGAUCCUUCAGUCUCGUGUCGAUCCAUCUCAUCGUGAAAUUGUGCCCAAGUCUCAACACGACAGCUCGACGACGAUUGUCGUGCCGAAGAUUGCUCGUUACUUUAUUUCGUUGCUGGGAUUUGAGGUAACAAAUUCUCUUGAUAUCAAUUUGUUCUACUACGUUUUCAUGGGAAUGGUGAUCGUCUUCUGCACAAAUUCGAUCAUUAUUUACCCAGGAAUCAACGAAUUGGAGGUCGGUCAAAGUCUCGUCAUUGCGUCAUCGAUCACUUUAUACAAUGUCAUACAGCUAUAUCGCCUUCAAGAUCCGAUCGAAUGUUGGUACAAUUGGUUGUCAAUCUACUUUUUGUUACCAUUCAUCACAACAUCGUGGAUCCUCUAUAACUUCAAUAAGUAUCCGGCUCGCGUUUUCGUUGGUGACACGUACUGUUAUUGGGCGGGCAUGACGUUGGCUGUAGUGGCAAUUCUCGGACAUUUCUCAAAAACGGCGAUGCUUUUCUUUAUUCCACAGGCAUUCAAUUUUAUCUAUUCGACUCCUCAACUUUUCCAUCUUGUACCUUGCCCGAGACAUCGAUUACCCAAAUUCGAUUCUAAGACAGACACAGUCGGGAUGAGUUUUGCCGAAUUUAAGAAAUCCGAACUAAACCGAUUCGGGCAAUGGGUAGUGACGAUUUUGUCGACGAUUGGCCUUCCGGAGAAGAUUUCGACAACGAUGGAGAAAAGUAAAGAU